UGCAUCUGCUUCAGACCGACUUGCCAGAGAGACGGCGAUUCUGAGCCGGGAGCAGCAGAGCGAACAGAGAGGCUGAGAGCGGCAGGGAGGACACGGCGGCGGAGAGGCUAACGGGACCAGCCGGACAGACGGAGAGUGCGGGAUCCCCGGUGACACGCUUUUGUUGAUUUAGCGACCGCAGACGUCUCGAGUCACAGCCACGGGUACCUCAGAGAGAGCGGCAGUGAGCGGCGAGCAGGCGGUCCAGGUCCCGCGCAUGGCGUCGCGUCCCGCAGAGGGUGCCGGCAGCUUCCACGCUCUGCACGCGCACACCAUGGCCUCCACCAUGGAGGAGUUCCCCCAGCAGCUCCCCGUGCCCAAGGGCCCGGCCCGGGGCCGCAGUCGGGCCCGUUCACGCCGGCCGCGUGAGGCGCGUUUCAAGACGCAGCCGGUCACCUUCGCCGAAAUCGCUGAGGUCGAGGAGGAGGGCGUGUCCCCACUGGAGGAGGAGCGUGCCAAGCGCUCCUUCCUGCAGUCACUGGAGAACCUGCGCAGGAGCACGCAGGCCCUCCACGGCCCCUCCUGCCGCUACACCCUGGCCGCCACGCCUGUGCGGCCCAGCCUGGACUCCAGCGAGCCGGAAUUCGCCCAGUGAGGCCCCCCCCAGCACUGACGUGCCACCCACCGCUUCACACUGAAGCAUGACCAACCGGACUCUCAGUGCGUAGAUGCCACUGGCCCAGUUUCUACCCUCAUAUACAUGAAGUUAUUUGUAUUUGUAGCACUUGACGCGUUUGGCGAUUCCAGUAAUGUACGACUGGCUGGUAAAAUUUAAAGCUGCUUAGCAAAAUAGCAUAUAGCAUGUGACAUGUGACGCCAUGGCGAUGACAGUACCACUUCCAUUGUUUAUAUUUGACUUUCUUUUUUACUGAAUAAAGCCUUGGACCUUGGUGGAUCUAUAUAAGUGUAUUUUAAAGAAGGGUUGGGAUUUUUUUUUUAUUUCUUUAGAAAGAAAAUAUUCACAUUGUGCCUGAAUGUGUUCUGCAUGAUCGGAUCUUUACAAGGUACUUAGAAGCCCAGUUUGAGAUGUUUUGUCAGGUUAUUGACUGUACUUCGGAAUACAUUUAUACGUUGAAGGGAUGCAGACAUGUUGGUUGUGUGACAGGUUGAUCAGAUGGGCUACGUGCAGGAACUGUUUCUCCUGAAAUAAGCCAAACAGCUCAAACUUGUAUAUUCCAGCACAAAGCAGAGUAAUUGAUAUCAAUACCUAUUAUCAAUGUGUAAAAACAAGAUAUUUAUUUGAUGAAUUUUUAUUUUACAUUUUGCCAGCUUUGUUGACAUUGCAUACUUUAACAUGUAAAUUUUUAGUUUUAAAAGAGAAGCCUUUCUACUGAUGAUAUUUUUCUUAAUUACUGUAAUAAAUAUUUGUAAAUAUGA
This is a messenger RNA of Paramormyrops kingsleyae, 1416 nucleotides long. RefSeq names its product chromosome 13 C11orf96 homolog (gene c13h11orf96). The record is from RefSeq and is a predicted model, not a curated record. NCBI's taxonomy places the organism in Eukaryota, Metazoa, Chordata, Actinopteri, Osteoglossiformes, Mormyridae.